UGUUUAGCCAGAUUCAUUUUUAUUUCGUAAGUCAACGAGCAGUAAAUAAAUAAAAAAUUGAAAAAUUCAAGUGGUUGCACAAUGUCAAACCUUCAAGAUGUACCGCUUGCCGCGCCCGAAACUAUGCCAACAGCCGAACACGACACAGCCGGAACGAAGUCCAAUUCGCUGAAGCGCUUCUUUAAGCUUGGCAGGAAAUCCAUCACACCAAGUGAUUUCAGCGAGGAUCAAAUCGACUUGGAAGAUGAGGCCAAGGACCCUGGCAAACCAGGCAGCAUAAGUCGUUUUCUCACCCGACUUAAGGGCACUACGAAAAGCACUGUGCAGUUCACAGAGCCUGACGAACCCGCUUCCAGCACUGUCAGCCCGGCCGUGGAGGAGGCUACCGACAAGCCGGUGCCAAACGCAAAGCCCACAAUUAAGACAUCCAUAUCUGGCUAUUGGAAACAGCUUUUUCACCGCCAGAAGGCGGCCAACCGGCAGGAAGAGAAACCGGCAAUAGAAAUGGAAAAUGUGCCAGAAUCACCUCAGAUAUCGCAGGAGCAGCAGUCUGAUCCAGUCCAAGCCGAAGAGGAGCCCACAAUACCGGCGGCAGAACCGUUGCCCGAGACUACAGAUAUUACUGAGCCAGAAAAGACAUCGGAUAUUCAUCUAAACUGCAUUCCGGAGAUACUCGAGGAAGUGCAAAUGCUCGCUAUUUCCGAUGUUGUUUUGAAUGCCUCAAACGAGGAGACCGAAUCAUAGGUUAUAGCUGUAACCUAUUUAAAUUUACUGUUAUCCAGUUUGUAAGAGCCUGCCAGCCUUCUGCCACCCACUCACCAUACAUUUUGAGGAAUCGAAGCAUACAUACAUAGACACACACGCAUACACCCACACACACACACACGCACAUACACAUUAAGUACAUUAGUUCUUCUGCAGUUCAGCUUUAACUUGAAACCCAAAUGCUGAAUAAAGCAUAUUAAGAAAAAUCCCAA
Molecule: messenger RNA, 977 nt
Organism: Drosophila navojoa
Lineage: Eukaryota; Metazoa; Arthropoda; Insecta; Diptera; Drosophilidae
Source: RefSeq, a predicted model, not a curated record